AUGAACGCGGAUACGCUGGCUGCAUGGCGUUAUUACUGGGACGAAGUCAACAAAGUUUCGGAAUUGCUUGGAUCUGACUUAUGGAAGUCUGAGUAUUUUAGCGGUGAUGGAGAGGGCGGCGAUAACUGCAUCCAGACCGGACCAUAUAUAAACCUGACACUUCGAUGGGAGCUGAAUGGUCGAGUUGAAGACCAUUGUGUCACCCGACACAACAGUCGGCGCUCAGUCAACGCAGCAGCGCAGACAAGCAUUGACCAGUACAAUGUAAUAGACUCAUUCGCUACGGCCUGUAGCUUCUUGGAGGGCAGCCCGCACUCAGCAGGCCACAGCGGCCGUGGGCGAGAUUUCCAGGUGACCCUUUAUUCUGUCUUCACCACUCCUAGCUUGAUAGUCUCGUGGGAAUGGCACAAACUGGACCCAGAGCACCCCCUGUACGACAUGGCGGGCCUUAGCCGUAUGUUGCCUAACGACCCUUCAAUCGAGAACGCCAUCGUUGACUACUUCAACGACAACGGCACAGAAACCACCUUGAGCCAUACACCUUACAUGGAUGCACUGGCUGAGCCGGCACCCAACGUUACAAUUUACUGCAUUAUGGACCUUAACGAGCGAGUCAUUUGCUCCGAACACGGGAAUGCUUAG
Molecule: messenger RNA, 642 nt
Organism: Neoarthrinium moseri
Lineage: Eukaryota; Fungi; Ascomycota; Sordariomycetes; Amphisphaeriales; Apiosporaceae
Exons: 3
Coding region: 1-642 (213 amino acids)
Source: RefSeq, a predicted model, not a curated record